AUGAGCGACCAUGCGCGUCCUUCCUUCCCGAUGCUCCCCUAUCUCACACUUCAGCAUGCUUUCCUCGCUGCACUCAUUGUUCUUCGGCCACGCUGGCCAUUCAGAUUAGGCGCGUUCACAGCAUACGGAUUUUCUCUUAUGUACGCUCUCCGAUGCUCUACUGGAAAUUCCUUCCGAGAUCAUACUCUCGGCUGCAUAUUGCUGGGACAUUUCUUCACCGCCAUUCACUUGAUCUGGAUUACAAAUCCAAUCAAGGAAUUUAUGCAUGAACGAGAUCGCAUCGCACCAGAACGGCUCCCAUUUGACCGUCGAGCAUUAUGGGCACUGUGCAUCUUUAAUAAUCCCCGCGGAGUCGGAUGGAACUAUCAGCUUAGCAAUAUCCCCUCGCGGCCGAGUGAACCCCGUUGGACCUUCGUGCGCGAACGGCUGAAAAGCGCGUUCCGGUGGUUUUUGCUCGUCGAUCUCAUGCAGUUGGUCGAGCGGACGUUCCCACAGAGGGGUGCAGACUUCGCAUCGCUCAGUCUUCACGGAUGCACACAGCGUUGUUGCACAAUCGGAGCAAUUGCUAUGCAAUAUUACUUGCUCGCCGCGGGGUCUGUUGCCCUUGGAUGGUUUUCGCCGUCCGAUUGGCCAGACGUUUACGGUCGGCUGUCUGACGCAUACACUCUCCGGCGAUUUUGGGGGCGCACCUACCAUCAAUUUAUGCGUAGGUAUUUGGGAUCGCUUGGGAAAGUGGCCUGCCGCCUCUUUAACUUGCAGUCUGGAUCAUGGGCUUCCUCGUAUCUCCAGUUGUACGUUGCCUUCGCCAUCUCUGGUCUUAUACACUGUGGCGGAGACUUCAUGGCGAACCCUGCGUUAUUUGGAGCGUCAUUUCCAUUUUAUAUCUCUCAGGCGAUAGCAAUCACCUUCGAAGAUGUAGCCAUAGGCGUUGCAAAGCGAACGCAAAUCAGAUGGUCGGAACUCUUUGCACGCCGUGUUGGCUACGCGUGGGUUCUCAUCUCACAGGUCGUCUUGUCGACGUUGUAUCUUAACUGGUUGAUGAGAGCGGGGUUGGCGGCCAGGGACAGGAUGUCAUUCUCGUUGAUCGAUGCGCUUGGUUCUAUUGCAAGCACCGGUCUAUCUUCAUCUUCAUUUUAUACACCUCUGGCUUAA
Molecule: messenger RNA, 1152 nt
Organism: Fibroporia radiculosa
Lineage: Eukaryota; Fungi; Basidiomycota; Agaricomycetes; Polyporales; Fibroporiaceae
Exons: 4
Coding region: 1-1152 (383 amino acids)
Source: RefSeq, a predicted model, not a curated record